Nicotiana attenuata is the source of this 696-nucleotide messenger RNA. RefSeq lists its product as uncharacterized. NCBI's taxonomy places the organism in Eukaryota, Viridiplantae, Streptophyta, Magnoliopsida, Solanales, Solanaceae. The transcript is spliced from 2 exons. The record is from RefSeq and is a predicted model, not a curated record. The coding region runs from base 1 to 696 and encodes 231 amino acids.
AUGGACAAGGUCCAGUUGAUCAAACAGAUAUUGCUUACAGCUCAAAGUAGACAAAAGUCUUAUGCCGAUAAGAGAAGAAGAGAUUUAGUGUUCACAAUUGGGGACAAAAUGUUCCUACGAGUCUCCCCUAUGAAAGGUGUGAUGCAGUUUGGGAAAAGAGGCAAGUUGAGCCCCAGGUUUAUAGGACCGUAUGAGAUAUUAGACCGAGUGGGAGUUGUAGCUUAUCGUUUGGCACUUUCUCCUGAGUUGUCCUUUAUUCAUCCAGUGUUUCAUGUCUCAAUGCUAAGAAAAUGUAUAUCAGACUCAUCCCAGGUGCUUGAAGCACCAACUACACAGCUUGAUGAGAGGUUGUCUUACGAGGAGGAGCCAAUGGCUAUUGUUGAUAGACAAAUAAGAAAACUACGGUCAAAAGAAAUCAUGUUCGUGAAAGUCUUAUGGAGAAAUCAUACAGUCGAAGAAGCUACUUGGGAACUACAAAAAGAUAUGCAAGCGAAGUAUCCCCAUUUGUUUCAGUCUACAGCGACAACCAAGUUGUCCACCUUGUCUUCCACUAUUCAGACCCAGGCAGCACCUCAGCCAAUUCAGAUCCCUCGGUCCAUUGAGGAUACCUUGAAAAAGCUCCUGGAGAACCAGGAAAAGAUUUUGAAGACUCAGGCCACCCUAUCUGCAGAGUGGAGUCACAUGGCAAGGCUCUGA